Aspergillus terreus NIH2624 is the source of this 801-nucleotide messenger RNA. Its product is annotated as Ser/Thr protein phosphatase superfamily. Bases 1 to 801 code for a protein of 266 amino acids. The transcript has a single exon. Gene Ontology annotation, molecular function: hydrolase activity. The record is from RefSeq and is a predicted model, not a curated record. Lineage: Eukaryota; Fungi; Ascomycota; Eurotiomycetes; Eurotiales; Aspergillaceae.
AUGGCGCGUAUCCAGAUUGUGUCGGACCUCCAUCUAGAAAACCCGACAGCCUAUGAUGUAUUCGUGAUAGAGCCCCAAGCGCCGUACUUGGCGCUUCUAGGUGACAUCGGUGUAGUCCAAGACGAGGGUUUCUUCCCGUUCAUCACAGCCCAGCUCCGCAACUUCCAGAUCGUUUUCCUGCUCCUCGGAAAUCAUGAACCAUUCUAUUCCAACUGGUCCAGCGUGAGAAAGCAGGUCGCGGACUUCUCGGGCAGCAUCAGCAGGACAUGUUCGCAGGAUCCAGGGCUGGGACAAUUCGUCUUCCUUGAUCGGACGCGCUUUGACUUGAGUCCGGAUGUGACGCUCCUCGGCUGUACACUGUACUCCAACGUGUUUAAAGACCAGGAGGAGCGCGUGAGCUUCGGGCUCAAUGAUUUUUAUCACAUCCAAGACUGGACCGUUGACGACCACAGAGUGGCCCAUGAAGCUGACUGCGCAUGGCUCAAUCAACAAGUUACCGACAUUGCUGCGUCAGAACCUCAUCGCAGGAUCGCCAUCUUCACGCACCAUAGUCCCACCGUCGCCGCCCCGGCGGUCAAUCCCGUCCACACCAAUAGUCCCAUCUCUUCGGGGUUUGCGACCGACUUAUCCGGUAGUUCCUGCUGGCAGGCUGCUCAGGUUCGGUUGUGGGCGUUCGGACAUACUCAUUACAAUUGCGAUUAUGUGGAUGAGCCGACGGGCAAACGGGUCAUGACGAACCAGCGAGGGUAUUACUUCGCUCAGGCGGCGGGGUUUGAUGUGAGCAAAGUGGUUGACAUCUGA